Molecule: messenger RNA, 2088 nt
Organism: Penicillium expansum
Lineage: Eukaryota; Fungi; Ascomycota; Eurotiomycetes; Eurotiales; Aspergillaceae
Product: MYB DNA-binding domain protein
Exons: 2
Coding region: 1-2088 (695 amino acids)
Biological process (GO): regulation of DNA-templated transcription
Cellular component (GO): nucleus
Molecular function (GO): DNA-binding transcription factor activity; transcription cis-regulatory region binding
Source: RefSeq, a predicted model, not a curated record
AUGGGGAAUACAUCGUCUCAACCUGAACCAUUCCCCGAAAUCCCUGAGGAAUUUGGAGAUAUUGUUCCCGAAACUCCGAAUUCUUCUAUGGCUGAUGGGACGAAAAAAAAGAAGAAGAAACAUGUCUCCUCAGAAACUAAGUCUUCAUCGCCAGCAAUUGCGGAAACCAAUGGUACAAAGCGCUCCACGGAAUUAGACUCCAACAUGUCGAAACCUUCAAAGCGAAAGCGCGAGUCGGAACCCGAGCGCAAGCAAAAGUCCAAGAAGCAUCGCAAAUCAGAAAAACCCGUUGCCGAGUCAGUUUCGCCAGAAAACAACGCAUCGCCCUCUGCAAUUGCCAGUCAAAUCCCCCCCACUCUCAGCCAACCCACUCCGUCAAAGCCAAAGCCCAAGUCCUCGGCGAAGAAGGCCCGCAAGCAGAAUGGCGAAGAUUUCAAAACUCCCGCUUCGUCCAUUCCUCAACUUACUCCCGACUUGACAGCAGAAGAACUACCCGCUGUAGAGCAGCUAGCUGCCACAACGCAAACCCCAGCCCUCGACUCACCAAACCCCGAGGGUAGCACCACGCCAGGAGGCAGGGCCAAGGGAGUUAGAGGCUCACGCACUAGGGAGAAGGACAAUUUAAAAAUCGGAUUCUACACGCCGGAAGAAGUGCGAAAAAUCGAAGCGUACAAACUACAUUUUUGCACCGCGCAUGGCAUUGCUAGCACCAAAUUUGACGAGAUGGUGCAGCAUUCUGAGCGUGGCGCAAAUGGUGAAUUUCCAGUCUCCUCGGACGUCAUCGUGAAAAGCGACUUUUGGAACGAGAUCUACGCUCUUGUUCCAGACCGUGAUCGACGAUCUGUGUACCGAUUCAUGCGCCGGCACUUCCAAGCUUCCGCUCAAAGGGCGCACGAUUGGUCGAAGGAGCAAGAAGAUGAGCUUAUUGAGCUCCACGCCAAACACGGUCCGAAAUGGGCUUAUAUUGGUAAGCUCAUUGGACGCAGUGAUGACGAUGUCACCCAGCGCUGGAAGAACAAGCUUGAGCACCAAGGAACCAUGAACCAAGGUGCGUGGUCUGAGGAGGAAUCCAGGAUGUUCAUUGCUGCUGUGGAAUCAACGUGGCUCACUAUGAAGCCAAUGCUCGGCGACAAGUCAGGCAAGGAUAUGUACGAGCUCGAUGAGCGCCUCAUUGUAUGGGGUAACAUCAGCAAGGAGAUGGGUCACAUGCGGUCUCGACAACAAUGCGCAGACAAGUGGCGCAAGAUCGUGAGGCAGGUCAUGAUCAUGCGGGCCAAUGGCCACCCAGGCGCGGUGUUCGAUCCCAAACUCGCUGCCAAAAGAAAUGCCCACUGGAACCUGAGACUGGAGGCGCAAAGGAAGAGCUCUCAAUUUGUGAAUGAGGAUUCUGAUAACGACGAAACUAUAAAAACUACCAACCCUAACCUAAAUCUCAAUGGUGAGGCAGCACCGCCUCCCACUGCCAAUGUCAAUGUCGAGUCCGACCACGCGGCGCAUUCCGAGGAGGGUGAACCCGACUUGCCCGAGCCUCCCAAAAAGGCUAAGAAGUCCAAGCGCAAGCACAACGAAGAGCCCGCUUCUGGCCCCAUCAAGGAAGCCCCGUCGUCUCCCGCCACUCCUAAGAAGAGCAAGGAGGAGAGGAAGCGCGAGAAGAAGGAGCGACGAGAGAAAGAGAGACAAGAAAAGGAGAAGCAAGAGCAGAUUGAACAAGAAGCUCAGGAAGACAAGGCCGCACGCAAGGAGCGCAAGCGGAAGAGGAAGGAGGAGAAGAAGCAAAAGAGACUAGAAGAAGAGGAACGCUUUGCUGCCGAAGAGGCUAACAAGGCACCUAGCAGCGACGCCGAGGCCCCUGAGCCUUUUAAAAAGAAGAAGUCCAAGAAGCAGAAGCAAGCUUCCAGUGACAGCCCUGUCCCUUUGGCUGAACCCUCUCGUCCUAUUGUCGAAGCAUCCCCAUCACCCGCACCACCCAAUUCUCACCAAUCUGGCACUGAACAGGAUGCUGUGGUUGAUGAAACUGACUCGGACGGCGGAGAUGACGACAGCAGCGAAGUCAACGUUAAAUACGAGACUGACUCGGAUGAGCUGUGA